AAAGACCUGAAAGUUGCCGACACCUUUUGGCCCCUUUUGCCCCGGCCCUCUCCAUGCCUAGUCCAGGCCUCAUCUUUGUCGCUCUUCUUCUUCUCGCCUUAAUUCAUGAGACCUGCAGUGCCAAAGAUAAACAUUACUGUCCACCUUCUUCUUGUGGAAAUAAUUCGAAUAUUAGCUACCCUUUCAGAUUAAACACAGAUCCGCCAUAUUACUGUGGAAUGACUGCAGAUCCAGUAUAUAAUCUAUCCUGUGAGAACAACCUUACAGUAUUGUACUCUGAUCAAUCAAGAAAAUUCUACGUGAAGGCAAUCAAUUAUGACAAUCAAACAAUUCGAGUUGCUGAUGCUAGUUUUGAAGAAGGGAGCUGCUCCAUUCCUCAAUAUUCUUGGGACGCCGAUAACUUCUCAACGUUUUCACAUUCUUAUUAUCAGGCUCCUUAUUAUCUUUAUUUUAGUUAUGAUUAUUCUAAUACAGAUUAUGUUUAUUUUUGGGAGAAUGUUCUUUUCAUAAGUUGCGGAAAUCUUGUAAGUGAUCCUCUUUAUGUGAAAGCUCCUGCCUGCAUUAAUGACAGCUCUUUCUCCACACCUUAUAGGCCUAAAUCUGAAGGCAAAAGGUAUUAUUAUGUGAAAAUUGGAAUCAGAACUCCACUUGAGUUAAAACCCUCAUGCCGUAUUGAGCUAAUGGCACUUACACCUUUCAUACGGGAGAAGAAUUACGAGAACCUCUCCUACCUGGACAUCCACCAUUGGUUAGCAUAUGGAAUUGAGUUGUCGUGGAGGGAUGCUUCAUGUGGAGAGACAGAUUCUUUCUACAUUAAUGAGGAAAACCAGUGUGUUAAUGCUUCUUAUCCUACGUAUCAUGUGAAAGUGAACCCAGUUUACGAAGUUUUCAAAAGAGCUGUAAAUCGGCUCAGUUAUCUUUUACCUGGUAAGUAUCUCUAAUCCACAUCUUGUUCAAAUAGAUUAUAUAUAUGAAGAGUAAAAUCUUAAGUAGUAUAAGAAGGGUAUAGAGUCAAUUCUAUCCAUUUUGUUUCUCUUUCUUCUCUUCCUUUGAUUCUCUAAAAAAGAGUUUGACUUUAUGGUAAUUUUAUAAAUAUUUUGAUCUUUA
Messenger RNA from Rubroshorea leprosula, 1107 nucleotides. NCBI's taxonomy places the organism in Eukaryota, Viridiplantae, Streptophyta, Magnoliopsida, Malvales, Dipterocarpaceae. The record is from the annotation of a GenBank genome assembly.